AUGGCCCUGCUAGACCCAGUAUCAAUGUCAUCACCAGCAAAUAAGCCCAAAGCUGGUGAAGUCUCUAAACCCAAGGAUGGAGAGAUGAGGACGCAAGCUGUUCGGAUAAUAGCAACUCCACAAGCCCAGGUCGUCAGGCACGUCCAUGGUGUCUUGCUCCUCUCCUUAUUCUAUUUACGAUUCAAUGUUCUGGUAGUAGAUCCCGUAACGGCCAUGUCAAGCGCCAUCCCUAUAAUUGCGGCCAUACAAAUUGCAUACGCAAUCACAUGUCUGCCAGCGGCUGGCUCCCAGACUUCAAAGCCGGCCAAGAAAUCCCGACCCGGAGAGAAGAAGAAGCCCGGGGUAGAGGGGGUAGGGCCAAACAUUGCUGUUACAAUAUUCAUUGCACUUGUACUGUCGGGUAGUGCUUCUCUAGGAUUACAUGUCAUCCUUGUUCUCUUUGGAGCCCCUUUCUUGACUCACGUGGCUCAUACCCUUCUCUGCUCGACGCAUCUCGCUAUCCUGGGAUUCUUCCCCUUGUUCUAUUCACGUGGUGUGUCGAAUACGGAUUGGCUCGAGAUUUUGAGUGCUCGUGCGCCGUUCGACGAAGCUUUUGGAGGCUUGGUGGGUGCUUGUGUGGGUGCUUGGCUCGGCGCGGUUCCUAUCCCCUUAGAUUGGGAUCGUGAAUGGCAGAAGUGGCCUGUUACUAUCCUAUGUGGAAUUUAUGCGGGCUACUUGGUUGGGAAAUUGAUAGGGGGGACUGUGGCUUUUGGAAGGAGAUUCGGUUGA
Molecule: messenger RNA, 768 nt
Organism: Hypoxylon trugodes
Lineage: Eukaryota; Fungi; Ascomycota; Sordariomycetes; Xylariales; Hypoxylaceae
Product: GPI biosynthesis protein family Pig-F-domain-containing protein
Exons: 2
Coding region: 1-768 (255 amino acids)
Biological process (GO): GPI anchor biosynthetic process
Cellular component (GO): endoplasmic reticulum membrane
Source: RefSeq, a predicted model, not a curated record